AAUUGAUGAUGGUUAGUCUAUGUUGACAAUUGUGUGAAGGUUAGGUGUUUGAUGAAUUGACUAUAUGAUUUAUGUAGAAUUGCUAAAAUUCUUGAUUGGAUUUUAACAUAUGAAUGGGCUAAGUGUUUCGGCCCCUAAUCUAGUUGAUGCUAUGAGAUUUAAUUGAUAAGUUAUGAGUGUUCAAUUGAAGUUAUAUAGCUGAAUGUAGAUUGAGUUUGAAGCAAGAUUGAUUGAGUUAGAGUUGAUGCAAAAAUAAUGCAUGAAUAGUUGGUUAUGUGUAUGAAUUCAAGUCUUGAUGUUUUGUUAAGGUUUAAGUCAUGGAUUGGUAAGUGUAUGUUUGUUGACGGUGUAUGAGUUGUGAUGGUGUAAAAGGAUAGUUUUGAUGGAUUUUAGGUAUCGUUGCAUAAUAAGAUUACGAUUAAAAGUUACGCAAACUAGUUAACGAAAUUGCGUAAAACUGUUCUGGAAAACAGCGAUAUUGUAAAGGCAAUAUCUCGGGCUGUAUAGGUCCAAAUCAAGUUCCGUUUGUUGGUACAGAAACUUUGAAAUGUUAACUAUAAUUAUCUAGUUUUAAGUUUUCUCUAAUUCUGCCUCUAAACUGCUCAUAAAAGGCAGAACAUUAUGUUGUGCAAUCUGCCCUACACUUGUAAACAGCUCCAAGGAAAUAACUUCUGAGCUUGUUUUCGACACCUUCAGGUGCAAUUCAUGGUCUGAGACCUAAACGAAAGUUGUAGGCGGCGUUCUAAACUUUAAGAAUGUCGAUUUCGUUCAGGGGUCAACCUAUUUUAGAUAAGCGUUUUUAAUGACCGAAGUAGGUUGAUCGAACUAGUUUUAGAUGCGUAAUCGUAAUUAGAUUUGUUAUUAAUUCGUAACGUUAUCGAAUUUGCGUAAACUCGACGAAGCGACUAUCGACAAGGCUCGAGGGGAACGGAUCGAGAUGUUUUCGUAUUUAUUUGAAGAAUUUGGAUAGCAAGUGGGAUAGUAUGAUAUGAUUUGAAGAGUCAAGCUUCCGAAGUUUUAAUUCUCGGAAGUCAUUUGUACAAGAAGAAAAAGAAGGUUUUCAUUCUAGCAGUCCGCAGUAGUCUAGAUAUUUUAACUAGAAUUUUGUAUAACGCGUUUUAAUUGUGAUAUUAAUUGUAAAUGGUGUCACAUGUAUUUUAAUAUAUGAAAUAUGUUUUGAUUUGCGAAAAAUUUACACAGGUUUUUAGGCUUGUUACGGGAUUUGGAGCUACCACUCCCAUUCCCUAGCGCCGGUCGCGGCUCAUAAAUUUGGGUCGUGACAAUUUAUAAAGUAAAAUAAUUAUAAAAACUGAAGCCAGCUAUAGAAACUCGGGCUUUUUAUGGAUUUAGGCUCGAGUUAAGAUUGAGACAUUAUUUAUUGUCCGAGUUUGGCCCUAAAAAGUGCCUGGACGGGCUGGACAUGUACCCAAACCCAUAACAUGUCUAGGAGGGAGUAUCUAGAGAUUAGUUUUUCAAUUAUAUUGGAGUUGUGCUUUAAUUAUCUUAGCUAUGAUAAAUGGAUAAGUACAUUAUCUUACCAUUAUUAAUCCUAUUUCACAAAAGACAGGAGUCCUUUAUUAUCCUUGUACCAAAAGGACUCCAAAUCAGUUUCAAUAAUUCAACUUCACCAUAUAUAUGUAACACAACCCUUUGCUGUUUCUAUUCAUUAAUGAAUAAAUAUUUUCCGCUUAUUAUGGAUUCUUCAGAAUUCAAUCAAUUCGCUACUACUUGUUCAAGUGAUUUUGAUUCUGACGACUACAACUUUAAUCAUAAGCGACCGAAGAAAAAACAGAGAACCGAAGACAAUUCUUUUUUCAGUCGUGGAGAUUCUUUUUAUACCGCAUUGCAAUCAACUUCAAGAACUUCAUCAUCUUCGGAAUCGGAAGCAAUGGUUGAUGAUUUGUUAGUGUAUGAUCAAUUUAGUAAUCUUCCUGAUGAUAUCAUCCACCAAAUUAUGUUCAACCUUGGAAAUAAAGACUUGGCUGGUCUUAAUUUGACAUCGCGGAGGUUCAGAGAUUUGUGUCUUACGAGACCUUGUCCGGUGUUUGAUUCCACAAAACAUCUUUCUAAUAAAUUGAAACGCCAUGAGUUUAUUUUACAUAUUACUAACUUUUUCGCGAACCGUAAAAAGGUUAAGAGCAAUAAGGAGAUAAAGCGGUUUUCUCUUCGUUGGCAUUGUCAGGGUGAGCGUAAUCAUCUUGUCGAUGAACGUAGUUUGGUAGAGCAGUGGAUUGAUGAAGUGGUGGAUUCCAGUUUCAGUGUUCGCGAGCUUGUUCUUCACCUUGGUUGGCCGGAGAGAAAGCUGAGCAGACCGUUUUUGCUUCCUGUAAACCAAUCGUUGAAGUAUUUGGAAUUAUCCGUGUAUGGAGACACUCUGACAUUACCGUCUGUUAAUCCAAACUCUGAUAUGAUCUCGCUGGAGAGAUUGUCGAUGUUUAUGGUAAAAGUUGACGAGAAUCAGAAUCUUGGCGAAUGGAUUUCGCAAUCUUGCAAGAAACUUAAUAGAUUAGUCUUGAACAAUUGUGUUGGUUUCAGUAAUCUCGAGAUAAAAAGCGAUUCCAUCGAACAUCUCGCGUACGAAUGCACAAGUAAAAAUCUAAAUAAUGAAUUUCUCGGUUUGCAUAUUUCAGCUCCGAAUCUAAAACAACUGCACAUAACUUGGAAAUUAUUGCCAUCUAAUAAUAAAUCCGUAACACUCCAUACCCCGAAUCUUGAAUUUCUGAACUGGAAUUGUUAUCCUGUACAGAAUUGUGAUAUGGGCCAACUCAACUCGCUAAAGCGUGCUUCUGUUUCGUUUCCAUUGCCAUCGCUGCAUCAACUACCUCGCCGUCAUAUUAGUGCCAAUGGUUUGAGCAAGCUGAUGCAGUCUAUACAAGCUGUUAAAUUUCUGAAUUUGAACAGUUUGUAUAUAGAGACAUUGUUCAUAAAAGGUUUUAAGUCUGUUGAGUUCAGAAACUUGGAGACAUUGAAACUGGAAUUUUAUAGUGAAAUGGACAAUAAACAAUUGGGCAUGAUAUCUUGGUUUCUGAAAACAGCAAGAAAUCUGGAAUUAAUUAGCACUUCCAUAUACGGCGGCCGUAACGUUUACACACCUGUUAGUAAACCUCUCGAGUUUCAGAAUCUACCCAUUUCAGAGUUUCAGAAUCGGAUAGCCCGUAUGAAAUUCUGAAAACUGAAUUUGCAGGCAGUAAAGAGUUAGUAUUAGGAACUCAUAUCAGCUUAUUAUUUUUUUAAACUAGAUCAAAUGUAUUAGUAAUUUUUAAACAAUUUUAU
Mercurialis annua (annual mercury) is the source of this 3273-nucleotide messenger RNA. Its product is annotated as F-box/LRR-repeat protein At4g14103-like. The record is from RefSeq and is a predicted model, not a curated record. NCBI's taxonomy places the organism in Eukaryota, Viridiplantae, Streptophyta, Magnoliopsida, Malpighiales, Euphorbiaceae. The transcript has 2 exons. Bases 1517 to 3169 code for a protein of 550 amino acids. Gene Ontology annotation, molecular function: protein binding.